AGUCACGAGACUAUCCAUGUAUAUAUGACAUCUGAGAAAGCGUUGCUCAGUUCAAACACUGAUGAGGUACCACAAGCACGAGCAGAAUUUCCGGAGACGCACAGUUUCCAACCAUAGACGGAUUGCUAAAAACAAAACCUAGUUAAUUGGAAUUCACAUAGGUCAGUAAACGAAGGCACGGGGACAUUUCUUCAGCUGGGGUGGAAGAGCGACGGCUAAAGACGGCUGUCUAGAAGGAACCACAGAGAAAAACAACCAUGACGGAAUACUACCAGAUUUUAGGGGUCCAGAGAAACGCUUCGGCGGAGGACAUUAAAAAAGCGUACAGAAAGCUAGCACUAAAGUGGCAUCCAGACAAGAACCCAGACAACAAGGAAGACGCGGAGAGGAAGUUCAAAGAGCUUUCAGAAGCCUAUGAGGUCCUGUCAGACGCAAACAAGAAGAACCAGUAUGACCGAUAUGGUAAAGAAGGCCUGGCUGGAAACGGAGGCAGAGGAGGGCAUUAUCACAACGGUGAUCACUUCAGUGGCGGGUUCACAUUCCGUAAUCCCGAGGAUGUCUUCAGGGAAUUCUUCGGAGGUCGAGAUCCAUUUGCCGAUUUCUUCGAUGACGACUUCUUCGGUGGGGGACACAGGCAGCGGAUGGUGAACCAAAGCAGGACCGGAGGAUCCUUCUUCCACGGGUUUGGUGGCUUCCCCCCCUUCGGGGCGGGCUUCACAGGGUUUGGUUCAGGUUUCACCUCCCUGGGACAUAUGGGUGGAGGGGGCUUCGCCUCGUUUUCCUCUUCAUCUUUCGGGGGUGGAGGUGGAGGAGGAAUGUGCUCCCGCUCGGUGUCUACCUCCACCAAGUUCAUUAACGGCAGACAAAUCACCACAAAACGGAUUGUGGAGAACGGCCAGGAGAGGGUGGAGGUGGAGGAAGACGGUCAGUUAAAGUCUCUAACCGUCAACGGUAAGGAGCAGCUCCUAAGACUGGAUAACAAGUGAUGACCUCUGCACAACGUUUGAAAUACUCACACCUGACCUGGAAACAAACUAAACUAACUCAGCGUGACGAUGCUGCUCAGGGUCGCGACCUUAUGGCGGUUGGUUUCUCUCCUCUCCCCUGUUGACAUUCGUAGUUAACAUUCCUCAUGGCGAGGAAAUGUGUUCUCAACUGAGUUUAGCCGCAGGAGUGAGGGACGUUCAAAUACGGUUGUAUUUAUUCCCGUUUCACCUUCUUUUGUUUUGGGACCAUUCUCUUACUAGGACCGCUGUUUAUUACUGAUUUGUACUAUUCAUUUAUUUUUCUGUAUUGCAGUUUUUCCAUGUGUGGACUUCUUGACCUUUUAGUUCUAGAAGCCAAGGGCACAAGCUGUACAUUUCAUCAAAGCAUGGGACUGCUUUUCUUUUGAACUAUCUCAGCUUUAACUGUUUGUUUUUCCCCAACUCAAACCACACAUCUAACAUUUUUUUAAACCAUUUUCGUACUCCUACGUUUCAGAUGAACACUUUUAAAGGAUUAAUGCAUUGAUAUAGUGUUCAUGUGCACUUUGUUUUUGCUUUCUGUUUGUUUGCUUGUUUUGCAAUAUGAGUGUUUCUUUCAUCUCUGCAUGAUUGCCAAUGACAAGGCUGUUCAUGUUCCUGACUGUAACUGUUUCAUCAACUCAUCUUAAACCAUAAACAGAGACUAUAUAGUGUACCGGUCAAAAGUUUGGAGACCUACUCAUUCAAGGGUUUUUCGAUAUUCUUUACUAUGUUCUACAUUGUAGAAUAUCAGUGAAGAUGUCAAAACUAUGAAAUAACACGUAUGGAAUCAUGUAGUAACCAAAAAAGUGUUAAAUAAAUCAAAAUAUAAUUUGUAUUUGAGAUUGUCAAGGCAAAGUAGACACCCUUUGCCUUGACAGCUUUGCAUACUCUUGACAUUCUCUCAACCAGACUGCUUUAACAGUCUUGAAGUAGUUUCCACAUAUGCUGAGCACUUGUUUGCUGCUUUUCCUUCACUUUGCGGUCCAACUCAUCCCAAACCAUCUCAAUUGGGUUGAGGUCGGGUGAUUAUGUUGUGUCCAAACUUUUGACUGGUACUGUGUAUAUCUAUCUCUAUACAGGGGAUUUUGUGUACUUUGUAAAAAAAUAAAAAAAAUAAAAUAAAAAAGAUACAUUGGUCAAUAAAUCUCAGCUUGAACCCUUAUAUAGGGGCUGUUGCAUUCACAAUGAGUGUGUGUGUGUGAUUCUGUUUUGCUUGAGUGACACCCACACACUCCCCUCAAUGUGUGUGCUUACUUGAUGACCCCUGCUUCACACAAACAGAAAAGGAAACCACGCUCACUGUUUUUCAAUAAAACUCACUCAUCACACUCGCGUGUUCAUUUUAACCUACUAAAAAUCGUUUUACUGCUAAGCUAAUUGAUUACACCUGCAUUUUUAUAGUGGUGCAUCGUAUCAAAUUCAUUCAGUGAUAGCUGUCACGUCAUGGACUAUCAGUAUAGAAUAAUUAGCUAGCGUCAACAUAAGAUACACUAUGGCAGUAUUAGAUGCCUUUGGUCAAGAAUGUCCAGCUCAACAAAAGGUACGUAUUCCUACACUCACACACCCCCUCUUGAAUCCAUUAAGCUGUGUCCCAUGUCCUCCCUUGCCCUCCUAGUAUCAGUGAAUGUGAUGCGUUUGCUUAGAGAAUGGGAGUUAUACACAUUCUCACCUCAGCGUUUUCCCCAGCCGGCACAGCACAGUGGUUGCGUCCCAAUUGCACCCUAUUCCCUAUAUAGUGCCCUAAAUAGGAAACGGUGCUAUUUGGGAUGCAGACGGUGUCUGUUUUGUCCUUCAUCUAGCAACAUGUAAUCUGUUUAUCAGAUGUGAUUACCAGGUUUUUUUUUUUAUAAACCACUAGAUUUAAAACAAAUCAGCACUGCUUCGAUGUUCAAUGCAAUGUCUUAUUAUGGAGACUGGGCUGCUUCUUCAAAUGGUACCCUGUUACCUACACAGUGCACUACUUUAGACCAGAGCCUUAUGGGCCCUGGUCAAAAGUAGUGCACUAUAUUGGGAAUAGGGUGCCAUUUGAGAUGUAGCCCAGCUUGUAUUGUCCCUCAGCACUGGCCGGUUUUGUUCAGAUGCUGUCCAGCCGUGCCACUGUCUGACACUGGCAGUGGGUACAGGUGGUGGCAGACUGGCAGCAGUUGGCACAAGGUGUUACAGCUGUUUCUGAUGCCCUGGCCUGCGGUAGAAGGGAAGUGUGUGUUUUUGAGGGUGUGUAUUUGGGUGUGUGCGUGUAAAACAGAUUAGUCGUGCACAGCAGUUCUGAGGAAUGUGCUAAAAGGGGGUCCGUUUAUUUACACAAGCUUCAGUGCAUUUUUGUGAGAGGCGUUACACGAGGGGAGAAAGCUGUCACUGUGGAGCAACGAGAGCAGAGAGAACAGGCCUCUCGACGCAGUUUACUGUCCCAUUUUUGUUUUGUGUAAGAACCACCAUCCUCUCAUGGGAAACUUCUAAAAUAAAGAUGCAACACACACAGGCACAUUGUAAUAGACCCUUAGCUGACCGUCCUUGGGUUGAAUGCAUACUAUCGCAAAAUAUUUUGCCUAGGAAAACGAUAAGCAUUUCUUACUGGAUAAGCUCAGGUAGUCCCUCCCUGUUUGUCCGUUUUCUUCUGUUUGGUGUCUAGUCAAUACGAUCCUGUAUUUCACAAUGUUGGCUUACAGCUCUAUUUGUCCUUCAAAUCCCUUCAGCUGUGGCAGCCAUUUUUCCAUCACUCUGCUGCUCUGUUGGUUUUAAUUCUCACCUGAAGGUUGAUUGAAGAUGUGGCUGCGUUGCUAGGUGACAUUGUGGCCCUGUCCUUGUGGCUGCCUGGCUCAGGUUACCUGUGUAUGUGUGUGUGUGUGUGGGGGGGAGAUGUGCUGAUGAGUGGAAGAGAUUAUUCUACCCUCCACUGUGGUAGAGCUGACAUUUGUAAGGAGAGUCAAGGUCCCUGGAUAAAUACCGGGACUAGCACUGCUGUUAAAAAAUGUAACAAUUCUUGUUAAGGCCUUGCAUUCAAUUGAAUUACAACACACUUUGCCCUCGGUGGGAGACAAAUAUAUUUUAAGGUCAGAAAAGCAGCUUGAAUUAGUCUUCCCAUUUGCUUUUUAGUAACUUUUUGAGUCAGGGGCAAGAUUACGACUUUGAUUAUGAAAACAUAAUUAAAAUGAAUGUAGGGCUUGAAUAUAUUGAUUUCCUUCAAUUGUAAUGAAAUGACGGUAGGAAGUAUUUUUCCACGGUGCAAUAGCUCCUCCUGCUGACUGAAAACUGUCAUUGCAUUUCUUUGUUAAAACGCAAUAGAACGCAACGGUAUUUUGUAAUGAUUAAAUAAUUGAAUCUGCAUUUAUUACAAACGAGUUAGGUGUUGUACACAACAAAUGUUGAAAUGUAGGCCUGAAGACAACCCGGGAGACAGUGUAGUUCUUCCUCUCUCCCUGUGUUGUAGAGCAUGUUCCUGGCACUAGGUUGCACUGUUUCUACAUUAACAGGAGAGGAUGACAUCACCCUAUUCUAUUCUACAAGUAACUGCCAAAAUAAUAGAAAAACUUGAGUAAAUGAGGGAUACAAAGUAUAUUGAAAGCAGGUGCUUCCACACAAGUGUGGUUCCUGAAGUAAUUAAGCAAUUAACAUCGUAUCAUGCUUAGGGUCAUGUAUAAAAAUGCUGGGCAGGCCAUUAUUUUGGCUACAAUGGCCAUGCCCCCAUAGGAUGACAGUGCCCCAUCCACAGUGCGCGAGUGGUCACUGAACGGUUUGAUAAGCAUGAAAACGAUGUUAACCAUAUGCCAUGGCUGUCUCUGUCACCAGAUCUCAACCCAAUUGAACACUAAUGGGAGAUUCUGGAGCAGUGCCUGAGACAGGGCUUUCCAUCAACACACCAAAGUUAUGGUAUUUCUUGUGGAAGAAUGGUGUCGCCUCCCUCCAACAGAGUUCCAGACACUUGUAGAAUCUAUGCCAAGGCGCAUUAAAUCUGUUCUGGCUCGUGGUGGCACAACACCCUAUUAAGACACUUUAUGUUGAUGUUUCCUUUACUUUGGCAGUUACCUGUAGCUCUACCUACAGGUUGUGAUUUUUGACAUAAAUAUUAUACUGUACCAAAACAUAACUAAGAUUCACAAGUGAAUCCUUAUUCUCAGGUAGAAAUGUUUGUGUUCGAAAACAGCUUGUAUUUGGUUAUUGUAAUGGAAAAUGCUUAGUAAAAUACAUUUGAGUUUGUUUUUGAUAUCUUUUACCAAAGUCACAUUUACACUGAAUUUUUGCGUAUGCUGCAAAACAAAAAACAUUUUGCUACACUGCAUACCUGUAACCUAAAUGUCUGACAUUGCAAAUGUAUAUAUUAUUUCCUCAUCUUUUAAGUGGAUGCGUAUACAUUAUUAAUGUGGACUCGCACAGUGGAAGAAGGUAGGUACUAGAGUGCCUGCCAAAUGACACCCAGUUUCCUAUAUUGUGUGCUACUUUUGACCAGACUCCGUAGGGCUAUGGCCAAAAGUAGUGGCCUAUAUAGGGAAUAGAGUGUUUGUCCCAAAUGGCAGAGAUGAGCUGUCUUCCCCUGUCUGUAGUUGUCAGCCACACAAAGUAAUUAAACUGUAGUUAAUCUCUUUGAUGUACUGAAAGUC
Molecule: messenger RNA, 5602 nt
Organism: Salvelinus fontinalis (brook trout)
Lineage: Eukaryota; Metazoa; Chordata; Actinopteri; Salmoniformes; Salmonidae
Gene: dnajb6b
Product: DnaJ heat shock protein family (Hsp40) member B6b
Exons: 8
Coding region: 258-986 (242 amino acids)
Biological process (GO): positive regulation of proteasomal ubiquitin-dependent protein catabolic process; protein refolding
Cellular component (GO): cytosol; endoplasmic reticulum membrane
Molecular function (GO): ATPase activator activity; Hsp70 protein binding
Source: RefSeq, a predicted model, not a curated record